Messenger RNA from Volvox carteri f. nagariensis, 682 nucleotides. RefSeq lists its product as uncharacterized. The transcript is spliced from 3 exons. The record is from RefSeq and is a predicted model, not a curated record. The coding region runs from base 56 to 682 and encodes 208 amino acids. NCBI's taxonomy places the organism in Eukaryota, Viridiplantae, Chlorophyta, Chlorophyceae, Chlamydomonadales, Volvocaceae.
CCUAAUCCACAAAAUUCCCUUCGAGUUCACAGCUAUUGAUGAUAGAAGACUAAACAUGCCGCAAGAGGGCUCCGAGCGUUUGCAAGAUGGUGCUCAAGCAGGGCCCAGCGACCCACAGGAAGAAACAGAUUUUAUUCCUAGUGACUCAUUUACAGGCGCUAGAGCGGGCUAUGUCUUUAAGAAGGAUGACGCGGGCAUCGGCUACUACAAGGACAUCCCUUUAGCAGAGAGACUCAAGGCCGCAGCUGAAGCUCAAAAGGCAAAGCCUAUCGUCGUGAAGGCCAACAACUCCUUGCUGAAGUCGCUGCAAAAGCGCGGACCUGCAAUGUCAAUACCUUCGGGUGUCCCCAAAAAAGCCAAGACAGACGACAACAAGGAUGCUCCAAGGUACCUGAAGGAGAUGGAGCGAUACAAACAAAUGUCUUGCGCGUCGGAUACCAAGCACGACCGCCCUUUAGUGAAGAGCGGCGACAAGGACAAGGUUGAUUUGAAGACUUUGCUUGUCGCGGCACGGCGGGUAGAAGUCGACAUGGCCUUUCUCUUCUCACGCACUCAUCUUCUCGUGCACCUAAAUGAAUCUCAUAUUGCGGCAGUCACGACACUGCUAUGUAUCAACUUGCCUCUUGAUGAAUUUGCGGAAAUGUGGGAUCGUUACUUUCUGCUCAAGCAGAACGAAAAAUGA